Messenger RNA from Siniperca chuatsi (mandarin fish), 4216 nucleotides. RefSeq names its product solute carrier family 6 member 13 (gene slc6a13). The transcript is spliced from 16 exons. The coding region runs from base 378 to 2333 and encodes 651 amino acids. Gene Ontology annotation, cellular component: membrane. The record is from RefSeq and is a predicted model, not a curated record. NCBI's taxonomy places the organism in Eukaryota, Metazoa, Chordata, Actinopteri, Centrarchiformes, Sinipercidae. Gene Ontology annotation, biological process: sodium ion transmembrane transport.
ACUGCGGGCUGCACCAAAGUUUUCAGUUUCUCAGAUCUCCGCCCCUCCAUGAAUGUUAUAUAGUGAAACCUAAAACGGCAGCAGGCCUGUAUUUGGUGUCCCACUCUCUUCUUGAAACUGUCAUUGGACAGCAUUAUGAAAGCUUGACAUUUGGGAAACAGUGUCCAUCCACUUUGCCUGCAUUCGAGCACCAAGCAUCUGUCAGCUCAGAACACGGUCCACCCAUCAAGUGCUUGAUCCGGGAUGUUGAUGGAGCAGGUCUCUGUAAAGAUGUGGGCACAACAGUCUCUGAUUUCCCAUUGCCUGGCCAGACUGAGUCCCAUUUCGUCCAGACCAGACAUUAGCCAGGAGCAGUCCUAAAUCUAAGCUCGGCCAGCAUGGCUGCCAUCCCAACCCUGCCUCCUCUCCUCCUGGGACAAUCACAGCACCUGCCGUCCUGCCUGGUCCCCUUAAUCUGGCCGGGUGGAUCGUCUCAAGGACGCACAGAUGACAUGGAGAACAUGUCCAAGGUGGAACCCUCCAAUGGGCACAGCAGGCCCCUGGACAUCGUGCCCAGUACAGAGGAGAAGAUGACAGACAGGGGUCAGUGGGGCAACAAGCUUGAGUUUGUUCUGUCAGUGGCUGGAGAAAUUAUUGGCCUUGGGAAUGUCUGGCGUUUUCCCUACCUUUGUUAUAAGAAUGGAGGAGGUGCCUUCUUCAUCCCAUACCUCAUCUUCCUGUUUGCUUGUGGGAUCCCUGUCUUUUUCCUGGAGACAGCUCUGGGUCAGUACACCAGUGAGGGAGGCAUCACCUGCUGGAGGAAAAUCUGCCCAUUGUUUGAAGGAGUGGGUUAUGCCACCCAGGUGAUUGUUGCUCUGCUUAACAUCUACUACAUCGUUGUGUUAGCCUGGGCCAUCUUCUACCUGUCCAACUCCUUCACCUGGGAUCUGCCCUGGGCCUCCUGCAACAACACCUGGAACACAGAUUCCUGUAUGGCAUUUCAGAGGGGGAAUAGCUCCAUCAAUCACCAUGAGAACACCACCUCUCCUGUCAUUGAGUUCUGGGAGCGAAGAGUGCUGAGAAUUUCCUCGGGUAUUGAUCACAUUGGCACUCUGAAUUCUGAUCUGGUUGUCUGUCUGGCCAUUGCAUGGGUCAUCUGCUACUUCUGCAUCUGGAAGGGAGUCAAGUCUACUGGCAAGGUGGUUUACUUCACAGCCACCUUCCCUUAUGCUAUGCUACUGGUCCUGCUGAUCAGAGGGGUCACCUUACCAGGAGCCUCCAGGGGAAUCCACUUCUAUCUCUACCCCGACCUCGGACGGCUGUCUGACCCACAGGUAUGGAUGGAUGCUGGAACUCAGAUCUUCUUCUCCUAUGCCAUCUGCUUGGGUUGCCUCACCGCUCUGGGAAGCUACAACAAAUAUAACAACAACUGCUACAAGGAUUGCCUGUCCCUCUGUUUCCUGAACAGUGGUACCAGUUUUGUUGCAGGUUUUGCCAUCUUCUCCAUCCUGGGCUUUAUGUCCUACGAGCAGAACGUGCCCAUCUCAGAAGUGGCUGAAUCUGGUCCAGGUUUGGCCUUCAUAGCCUAUCCUCGAGCUGUGUCCAUGAUGCCUUUCUCCCCUCUAUGGGCCUGUUUUUUCUUCAUUAUGAUUGUCUUUCUGGGACUGGACAGUCAAUUUGUGUGUGUGGAGAGCCUGGUGACAGCCAUGGUGGACAUGUAUCCCUCCACCUUCCGGCGUAAAAACCGCAGGGAGCUCUUCAUCCUGGCAGUGGCUGUGGUGUCCUUCCUCAUGGGGCUCAUCAUGCUGACAGAGGGAGGCAUGUACAUCUUCCAGCUCUUUGACUACUAUGCAGCCAGUGGGAUGUGCCUGCUCUUCGUGGCUGUUUUUGAGACUGUUUGCAUCGCUUGGGUUUAUGGUGCCGACCGUUUCUAUGACAACAUAGAGGACAUGAUUGGCUAUCGCCCUAGCCCUGUCAUCAAAUACUGCUGGCUUUUCUUCACCCCUGCAACAUGCUUUGGAACCUUUGCUUUCGCCUUGAUCAAGUACUCACCUCUGAAGUACAACAAUGAAUAUGUAUACCCAUGGUGGGGCAAUGGCAUAGGCUGGAUCCUGGCCCUGUCCUCCAUGCUGUGUAUCCCUGUCUGGGUAGCAGUAAAACUGUACUACACCUCUGGAACACUGCGAGAGCGCCUUGCUCUCUUGACCACUCCUUCCACCGAGUUACCGAAGACAAAGCAGGAACAGGAGAAGCUGCUGGCCAUCUUCGCAGCAGACGGCGACAGCCUCCAUCAGAAAUCACCUCCCACUAAGGACGGCUACUUCCCUGUUGAUGAAAAGGAGUCUCAUUGCUAGAGACUUGAGGGUUGGAAUCAGAGCCUUAUAGGGGUCAAAGGUCACUCCUCAGCUUUGACACUUUAUCUGGCCCCAUCCCAUCUCUCUCUGCAAUACCUCACCAGACGAGGUGGCAAAACAGGCACAGCGCAGACUUUAAGAGUCACCUGACCUGUAACUGCUGACCUGCUGCUGGAGCCUUCUCCUUUGUACACUGCCUUCAACAUACAGUAUGAUGGCAUCAGCAUUCUUACUUAAAGAGUUACAUCCUAUUUUGGAAAGUUGGUUACCAUCUCAUUUGCCAGUGGCAGAGUCACAUGUAUAUUGCCAUUGUUGUUACACAGUGGCUAAGAAUUUACAUUUGAUCGUGUCUGCUUUCUAAGGAAGCAUUUUUUUUCUGUUAUGGACAUCUCUAAUGUUCCGGUAGUCUGACAUGACAUUCCAGUUACUUUAUUGAUUCUAACAGCUAUCUGCUGCAAAUGGAGCACAAGAGAUGUCACAUGAGUGCACAGAUCCUAAAAGUUCACUUGAAUAAAAGCUAUGAGCGUUUAAAAGCACUUAUGUAAUGUAUACAGAGUACAAACGUAUUGUGUAUUCCAUCCAUCAAUCCACUCAUGCUGACAGCUCAGUUUUUACUGUAUGGUAGAGAGUUAUCACCUCAGGAUGUAAAAUUUUCUAAUAAAAAAAAAUCAUACAGAUAACUAAUACUAAUAACCAAUGCUCUUGCUAACCAAAAGGCAAGAAUUGGAUUAUAAAUUUACAUGUAACUGAACUGACCACAACUCAACUUAAUUAAGCUUUGCUGUUGUUUUAUUAUCUUCAUUAAUUCAAUAUGUUUUCAUUUCUUUUGUUUCACUGAACAUUGCAGAAUUGCAUGAUUGUGUUACAUGCUUUUUUUCAGUCUUCUGAGUAUUGACAUGAUUUUAAUUUAGUCAGUUUUGCCUUAUCGCUAAUGCAUUGAAUCGUAUGAAAUUAAAAUGUAAAGUGCCCGAAGGAGACAGUUAGAUAACAUGAAGAGGGCAGGCUGGUUGAAGGGUUUCAUUCCAAAACGAACAUCUCUCUUGUCAUCUCUUUUUCUGCUGUAUAAUAAUGAACGUCAGCAUGUGUUUCUUUAGAUGUUGGAAUGAAUAUAUGAUCAUUGAUCACUGAUAGGGAACACUUUUACAUAUAUAACUUUUAUAUGCUAAAAUAUUUUUUUUAUGACUGAAUAAAAAAAUACCUUAAUUUGAAACAUGCAUUUCUGUUGAAAUAUAUGUUUAUAUGUUGUGGGACAUACAAUUCAUUAUUCACUAGUCUUAAAUGAAUUUAUGUCUAUUUUGAUGAUCAAAAAAGAAAUAUUCUAAAUUUCAGCAACACAGUCCUCAUUUACAGGAACAUCUCAUUCUUGAAUAAUAGUGCAUUACCUAUAUUUUAUACCUCACUUGCUAUCAGGUAAUCUUUUAAAGUAUUUAGGGAUGUUAUGGUGUAUGUAAGACGAUGUGCUGUCUUCAAAAAUGUUUUGUUUUACAUAACUUUGCAUUUAAAGCAAUGCAUUACUAAGUUGCGACAUGUACAACAAAGUAAAAUACAAUAUCUUUUAUCUUGUGGGCAGUUUUAGUGUAAAUGAUUAACACUUUAUAGUCUAUUGUUUCUUAAUUCCCUUGAAAAAUUUCUAAUAAUAAAUAAGCAUUUGAAGAUAUGUCAAGUGUUAAGCAUUGCCAUUAGUGUAAUUUAUGUUCCAUAAUUAAAUGGUAAAAAUAUGUGUAACACAUUGUAAUAUAGACAAUACAAUGUAGUAUAUGUCUAGACUCGAUGUGUGAACAGUUGUUAGCUGCUGCAGUCCAUCCAUCCAAUAACAGACUAUAUAAUUUAUUGAAUUACUUUUUUAAUGAAUAGUGUAUUAUCAUUAAAACAUUUUACCUAAA